Molecule: messenger RNA, 3502 nt
Organism: Symsagittifera roscoffensis
Lineage: Eukaryota; Metazoa; Xenacoelomorpha; Acoela; Convolutidae
Product: gamma-aminobutyric acid receptor subunit beta-2-like
Exons: 21
Coding region: 845-3244 (799 amino acids)
Biological process (GO): nervous system process; regulation of membrane potential; signal transduction
Cellular component (GO): plasma membrane; synapse; neuron projection
Molecular function (GO): extracellular ligand-gated monoatomic ion channel activity; GABA-A receptor activity; chloride channel activity
Source: RefSeq, a predicted model, not a curated record
AUUUCAACCCAAAUCCAGAGCGAACACUUCACAAUUUAUUUGAAAUCUGCAAUUUGUUUCCUUCCUUCGAAAUCCUAGAAUCGAUUGAGCAAAAAGAUCUGAAGCUAUAACAGCGUGAUCCAAAACGUGUCGAUAUUUCGCCCAAUGUUUGUCCAUAUUUUGCUUGGAAAUACUUGGCCAAUUUGGCCCCUGGCAUUUUCAGAGAAUUUAAAUACUGAGUUUCUGUAUUCUCUUUAAUUCCCGUAUUUUAGACACUAAAUUUUCUUGAGGCUCAUUCACGAUAGUGACCAGAUUAGAGUUUUAUUGAACUUGGCUGGCAAACUGGCUGAUAAAAUCUAUGGUUUGUUAUUCUAAAUUAUUUUUCACCCGGGAGACUUUGUUUGAAACUGUCAGAUUGUCUUAUUGUUUAUUCUGGGUUUGAAUCAACAAGUUUUUGCAUUAAACGUAAAUUAAGGGAUAUAUCUUUUCUUUGACAUAUUUUUGUGUUAAUACUUAAAAGUUGAAUAUUAGUCUCAAUGUCUCAACUUUCUAAUAACUUUUAUUAAUAGUCACUGAAUUUAAAUUUUUUCUGCAAAAAAAACAAAACCAGCAGAAAACCAUUAUUAAAAUUCCAAUUUACCGAUACUCGACAUUUGUUAGAUUUAUUUACUUCGAGUUAUAUUUUUUAGUUCAUUUUUAUUACAUUAGAGGAAAUUUUUGUUACAUUAAACAAAGAAACCAAUUCAAUUUUAUGAGCAAUAAUUGUAAAAACAAACAUAAGUGUACUAUUUUGUCUUGAUUCAGUUACUUCGUUUACUUACAAAUUUGAAGCAAUAGCAAAAAACUUAGGUUGUUUUGGCUCAAAAUGCUUCUAGAUUUGAUAAUUAGCGUUACAAGUGUGUUGCUUCUGAAUGUGGAGUUUUCCACUGGCCGUGAAAUGUCCCAGCGACUGACUGUUAGCCGGAUGCUGGACCAGAUGUUCCCAAACUACGACAAAACACUCAGGCCCCAAUUCGGUGGUCCUCCGGUGGAAGUGGGCGUGACCACCAAUGUGGACUCGCUGGGGCCGAUUGACGAGGUGAAGAUGAACUUCAGAAUAGACCUGUCCUUCAGACAGUACUGGAAGGACGAGAGACUCAAGUUCACUGCUGUGGAGGCACAGCCGCUCUACAACAAACCACUCACUCUGUCACAUGACUUCCUGAAGCGCAUCUGGGUUCCGGACACCUACUUCCCCGACUCCCUCUCCGCCUCGAAGCAGGAUGUCAUGGUACCCAAUGUCCUCAUAAGACUAUCCCCCGACGGGUCCAUUCUCUACAGCAGUCGGACGACAGUGAUUGCCAAAUGCCCCAUGGAUUUGGAAAUAUUUCCGAUGGACACUCAGACGUGCAAGCUCCUCAUAGAGUGCUAUGGAUACACUACAGACGACUUGACCUUGAACUGGCACGAGGGCAAUGACAGCGUGACCUUCAGUGACAUCUACAUGGCACAGUUCCACAUGAAGACUUUCCAGCUCACAAGGUUUGAGCUGCACUUCUCAACUGGGAUUUUUGCGGACUUGCAGAUCACUUUCCUGUUCAAGAGGGACUUGCUCUACUUCAUCCUACAGAGCUACAUACCAUCCACCAUCAUUGUCGUCUGUUCGUGGAGGGACUUGCUCUACUUCAUCCUACAGAGCUACAUACCAUCCACCAUCAUUGUCGUCUGUUCGUGGAGGGACUUGCUCUACUUCAUCCUACAGAGCUACAUACCAUCCACCAUCAUUGUCGUCUGUUCGUGGAGGGACUUGCUCUACUUCAUCCUACAGAGCUACAUACCAUCCACCAUCAUUGUCGUCUGUUCGUGGAGGGACUUGCUCUACUUCAUCCUACAGAGCUACAUACCAUCCACCAUCAUUGUCGUCUGUUCAUGGAGGGACUUGCUCUACUUCAUCCUACAGAGCUACAUACCAUCCACCAUCAUUGUCGUCUGUUCGUGGAGGGACUUGCUCUACUUCAUCCUACAGAGCUACAUACCAUCCACCAUCAUUGUCGUCUGUUCGUGGAGGGACUUGCUCUACUUCAUCCUACAGAGCUACAUACCAUCCAUCAUCAUUGUCGUCUGUUCGUGGGUAAGUCCAAUCAGAUCACUUUCCUGUUCAAGAGGGACUUGCUCUACUUCAUCCUACAGAGCUACAUACCAUCCAAAUCAUCGUCGUCUGUUCGUGGGUAAGUCCAAUCAGAUCACUUUCCUGUUCAAGAGGGACUUGCUCUACUUCAUCCUACAGAGCUACAUACCAUCCACCAUCAUUGUCGUCUGUUCGUGGAGGGACUUGCUCUACUUCAUCCUACAGAGCUACAUACCAUCCACCAUCAUUGUCGUCUGUUCGUGGAGGGACUUGCUCUACUUCAUCCUACAGAGCUACAUACCAUCCACCAUCAUUGUCGUCUGUUCGUGGAGGGACUUGCUCUACUUCAUCCUACAGAGCUACAUACCAUCCACCAUCAUUGUCGUCUGUUCGUGGAUCACUUUCCUGUUCAAGAGGGACUUGCUCUACUUCAUCCUACAGAGCUACAUACCAUCCACCAUCAUUGUCGUCUGUUCGUGGGUGGCGUUCUGGAUCAACCGAGAAGGAAUCCCCGGCCGAGCCUGUCUGUCAAUCACAACUGUGCUGUCGCUCAUCACCCUGAUUGGGUCGACCAACUCUAAACUGCCCAAUGUGUCUGCAGUAAAGGCACUCGACGUCUACUUCUUCAUCUGCUUCGGAUAUGUGUUCGGGGGGUUGUUGGAGUUCGCAACCGUCAUAUAUCUCAGCUCGAAAGAGAAGAAGUUGAGCGCGGCCAUAGCAGCUAGAAGGAAGAAACAGCAGGAGUACCUGACUGCUCUGAACCAAGUGAAGGACAACAGCCUCCUUCAGGAUCUAGACGUGUACAUACUCACUAAUGCGCUAGAGAUGCAAUUUGGCCAUCUGUCUGACUUCGAAACACCCUCCAUGUCGCCUCUCGCUGCCAUUUUAUCCGAGCACCAAAAUAAACAACAACAACUGGGACACGCAUUCGAGAACAGCAAACGCAAAGACAUGCUCAAGAGAGUAUCAGUAGCUUCUGCUCUCCAACCCCCACCAGCUGAUUCGGACCCCCCUAAACUCUACAUUACAGCUACUAGAAUCGAACUGUUCAGUCGCGUUUUCUUCCCCAGCUCCUUUUUCACAGUGUUCACUAUUUACUGGUUGUAUUAUUAUGUGUAUAUGUCCAAUACUCGCAUACUACCAAGUGAUGCCGAUUGAUUGUUAAUAAGUUAUUAUUUCGAAACAUUAAUUUCAGUCAAGGAAAAUUUUGUUCGCCGAUAUACGUUAACUCUUUUUAUGAUGAAUUUUUGUUUGUGUCUAACUAUGAGUAGCGCAGUAAAAGUGAUUCAGAAUUUUAAAAAAAAACGACUAAAAAUCACAGAAAAAAAAACAAUUUUGUUAAUUAAUUUAAGUUAAGGGAACUAUUGGCGAGUCGGAAAAAAUAAUUGUUGUUGCAAGUUUUUUUUUCAGUCUUUU